This is a messenger RNA of Colletotrichum godetiae, 1119 nucleotides long. Its product is annotated as alpha-ketoglutarate dependent xanthine dioxygenase. The transcript has 2 exons. Gene Ontology annotation, molecular function: oxidoreductase activity. The record is from RefSeq and is a predicted model, not a curated record. Lineage: Eukaryota; Fungi; Ascomycota; Sordariomycetes; Glomerellales; Glomerellaceae. The coding region runs from base 1 to 1119 and encodes 372 amino acids.
AUGGCAGCCGUUAGAGUCAAGAUUUCGCCUCUCCCAAAGCCGUUUGAGGAAUCAGCGGUUGAUUUCGGAGCCGAGCUUUCAGGGAUUGAUCUCGAACACAUCGAUGACGAAAGUUUCGAGGUUAUCAGGGAAGCUCUCUAUAAAAACAACGUUGUCCUGAUCAAAGGCCAGCACGGCCUCUCACCAAAAGUCCAAUACGAACUUACCCGCCUCUUCGAUCCGGAAGCAAACACCUACAGCCAUGGCUCUCGCAUCGACAAGCGCAGCGUCCUCCACAAAGACCUAACCACCCUACCGUCCCAGCCCCAAGUGCAGGUCAUCGGUCACGGCGCCGUCGCUGAGUUCGAAGGGUUGACGGACCUAAAGCUUACCCACCCUCACCACAAGACCUUCCACAAGCAUCCUAUUUCGGAGGCCGAGGACUACGAUUACACUCACUUUUAUCGAUGGCACAUCGACUCGGCCAUGUACAAUUUGGAUCCACCCCUCGUCACAUCGCUUUUCGCUUGCAAGGUGCCCAAAGGACGGCGGCAGAUCUGUCGCUACGACGACGGGACAGGAGACGAGCUAGAGGUGCCCUUAGGAACGACAGCUUUCAUCAGUGGAUACCGCAUGCUUGAACUACUGUCGGAGGAGGAUCAGGAGUUUGUCAAGACCAGCUUCGUCGAGUACGGCGCACACCCGUACAUCUGGAUGAGCAAGGCCAAAGCGAGAUCAAACGGUCUGGGUCUCGUCUCAGAAGGGCUGGAGUUGCCUGAAGACCAGCUUCCGGAGAUCGAGCUGGAAAAGGUCAGGAAAUACCCCAUGGCAUGGGAGAAUCCGGUGACGGGGAAGUUUGCCAUGAUGAUAUACCCGACGCCGGCCCGCAGGAUUCAUCUCAAGGAUGGAACGGUGAUGGAGGAGUUGAAAGAGGUCAGAGAGAUGAUCUACAAGCUGCAACGACCAGCGAUCAGCCCACAGUACGUGUAUCCCCAUGAUUGGGAGGAGGGCGAUCUCGUUCUCUUCAACAACCACGGCGUCAUGCAUUCCAUUGUUGGAGCCUUUGCAGAGAACGAGACUCGCCUGUUCAGACAGUGUAACAUGGCAGCUAGUAGACCGCCCCAGGGGCCCGUUUUCUAG